UCGUUGAAUAUGGGGGAGGCAGAUGUGACGCUGAAUCAGACCGACGAGAAGCCUCCGGACUCGGGGCUGGUUCCCGGGGAGGACUCGGUGGUCUGGAGCCACGAGGUGGAAGUGUGUCUGUUCCACGCGAUGAUCGGACACAAACCCGUCGGAGUGAACCGUCACUUCCACGCAGUCUGCAUCAGAGAUAAGUUCAGUCAGAACAUCGGUCGGCAGGUUUCCUCUUCCGUCAUCUGGGAUCAUCUGGGAACCAUGUACGACAUGCAGGCUCUGCAUGAGUCGGAGAUAUUGCCAUUUCCAAACACAGAAAAGAGCUUCUCUCUGCCGGAUGACAUCAUCCAGGAAGUAAAAAGAAGGUGA
Perca flavescens (yellow perch) is the source of this 360-nucleotide messenger RNA. It is a transcript of the gene mrgbp, whose product is annotated as MRG/MORF4L binding protein. Lineage: Eukaryota; Metazoa; Chordata; Actinopteri; Perciformes; Percidae. The transcript has 3 exons. Bases 10 to 360 code for a protein of 116 amino acids. Gene Ontology annotation, biological process: regulation of transcription by RNA polymerase II. Gene Ontology annotation, cellular component: NuA4 histone acetyltransferase complex; nucleus. The record is from RefSeq and is a predicted model, not a curated record.